Molecule: messenger RNA, 983 nt
Organism: Aphis gossypii (cotton aphid)
Lineage: Eukaryota; Metazoa; Arthropoda; Insecta; Hemiptera; Aphididae
Exons: 1
Coding region: 1-933 (310 amino acids)
Source: RefSeq, a predicted model, not a curated record
AUGGAAUCGAACAACAAUCUCAACUAUGCCAGGAAAAAUCAGCGGGCACUCCUCGCUGAUGCGUAUCAGGGACUUGUGGACCACGUAAACCAACAGCACAACUUGGACGCGCCGGCCAACCCUAUGGCUGUCGGCCGUAGGAUCAUCUUACCUUCGACGUUCGUCGGGAGUCCACGUUACAUGAAAGGAUGUUAUCACGAUGCAAUGGCCAUUGUGCGUAAGUACGGUAAACCUGACCUGUUUGUUACUUUUACGUGCAACCCUAGGUGGCCAGAAAUCACACAGAAUCUCGGAAGGUGGACUGCUCCGACUGACAGAUCAGAUCUCAUUGCCAGGGUAUUCCACGCCAAACUCAAGGUCCUCAUGCAGGACAUUGUAGUCGACUGUGUGUUUGGUAAUGUAGACGCGUAUGUAUACACUGUUGAGUUUCAGAAACGCGGUCUACCGCACGCGCACAUACUAAUCAUCCUCAAGGAGGACAGUAAAUUGCUCACCGUAGAAGACGUGGACAACGUUGUGUGUGCCUUCUUGCCAGACCUGACAUCCAACAGGCGCCUAUUCGAUUGUGUGACGUCGCACAUGAUUCAUGGACCGUGUGGAACACUAAACGCCAACAGUCCGUGUAUGGUUGACAACAAGUGUUUGAAGAGGUAUCCGAAAGAAUACAGCGACGAGACAGUAUACGCCUCUAACAACGGUUACCCUACGUAUCGCCGACCCAACAAUGGCCCUGUGGUCCUUGUCAGACAACUGGAGGUCGGCAAUGAGUUUGUCGUCCCACACAACCCAUACCUUCUGGCCAAAUAUGAUGCACACAUCAAUGUGGAGGUGUGCUCAACAGUGAAGAGUGUCAUGUAUUUAGAUAAGUAUGUGUACAAAGGACAUAACGCGGCAACUAUGGAAGUAUGGGAUGGCGAUGAAAUAUCAAAGUGAGUAGAUUUAAUUUAUUUUUGUUUAUAUAUCAAUCCUUGACCACAGCCGUU